Messenger RNA from Aphis gossypii (cotton aphid), 2002 nucleotides. RefSeq lists its product as uncharacterized. The transcript is spliced from 4 exons. NCBI's taxonomy places the organism in Eukaryota, Metazoa, Arthropoda, Insecta, Hemiptera, Aphididae. The coding region runs from base 653 to 1867 and encodes 404 amino acids. The record is from RefSeq and is a predicted model, not a curated record.
UAUGCCUGCCGUCUGACACAGUGAUAUUCUUGAUUCCGAUUUUCUAUUUAAUGUUUUUAAGAAUUAAAGUACUUGUUAUUCGUCACAUUACUCUUGAAUUUGAUUUUGUCUGAUCCGUUCUUUUUUUAUUAUACAUUUUCUCUUUACACUUUACAGUUUACACAUUUGUACGUAUUGCAUUAUCAUCUCUUAAGUUGGAAUAUUACGAUGAAUUGUGUUCAACGCAAGGCCUGACAGUCUAACGUUUCUUUGUUGAUUCCUCAAAAACGUUUUAAAUUGACCUAGUGUUGAAAAACUCUUUUUAACAGAUGUAGGAGUAACAGGUAUGGUACAUUAUAUUUUCAACCUCAUUUUCAAUAGAACAUGUAUUGUGGGAAAUUCAUCUUUGUUAAACUUUUUAAAGCUUUCAUAGUAUUUUUUGGAUUGCUGUCAGAUGAGUUUAAAGAAAACAGUUUCCAUUUACUUUUCCACAGUCUCCAUUCACCUUCAAUAAUUGAUAGAUUAUAAUUAUCUUCAAAAUCCUGAUACCGUGGUAUCAGUCAGUAAUAUAAAAUGUUAAAAAUUAAAAACAACUGUCAAGCCGAUUCCUAUAUUAUUAAUUAUUUAGUUUCCACGUAACAAUUAUAAAUAAUUUUAUAAACAUUAUAUAAUAAUGGAUACCCAUGCUAAUUUUAAUGAAAAUGAGGAAUCAAUUGAAUGCUGUAAAUCUAAUAUUAAACUAAUAGUUGAUAUGAUUACAUUUGGAAAAGGCACUCUGUAUGUUACUGAAAGUAAACUUUACUGGAAGAAUAAUGCUAAUAGUCAAGUAAUUAGUAUUAAUUAUGAUAUUAUGUGUAAAUAUAAUGUAUCUCGCCAUCCAGAAGUACGUAAAAAAAAGCCUUAUCUGCAAAUGAUAGUUGAUUUUAAUUAUAUACCUGAUGAAAUUGAUCAACAAGAAGAUGAGGAAGAUGAAAAAUUUAAAUCUAUAAUUAAACUAGUACCUGAUAACCCAGAAUGUCUAAAUGAAAUAUUUGAAGCAAUUGCAAGUAUCCAGCCAUUACAUUUUAGUGAUAAUGUUGACGAUGAAGAAAGUGAAAGUGAUGAACAUGAAGACUCUGAUAAAAAUUCUAAUACUACUAUUACUUCAACUGGCGCUCAAGAAGAUCAAGAAGCAGGCUCUACUGAUAUCUCUAAUCAAUAUCAUAAAUUAGAUGAAAAAAGUGAUGUAAAAGAAAAUCCAGUAAAUUCAAUCAAAGGUCUAGAUGUUCCACAUUCUCCUAGUGAUUCUUUAGAUGAUAAUGAGUAUUCACACGAUUCAGAAAAUGAUGACUUAGAAUUAAAUAAUAGUAAAUCAUCUACUUCGUGCUCUAAUGUAUCAUCAAGGGCAUCAUUACAUUCUGACAUGGAUUUAGCCUCUGCAUCCGAAGAUGAUAUUUUAUUACAAGAUGAAGAAGUAUUAAUUAGGUCACCUUCUUCAUACUUAGAAAUAUCAUCAAGGGCACCAUUACAUUCUGAAGGGGUUUUAGCCACUGCAUUCGAAGAUGAUAUUUUAUUACAAGAUGAAGAAGUAUUAAUUAAUGAAAGAAAGCGAAAAUUUGAAGAUUUACCAGAACAAGAAGAGAAGCCUACUAAGAUACGUAAACUGUGGAACUUCAUGAAAUAUCCUUUUCAAAAAAUAACUUCAUUUAGUACUUCAAUAAGUGAAAAUGAACCAAAUACUUCCAUAACUGAAGCCAUAGCUGGGAAAAAGAAUUCCUUAGAACCAGAGACUGCUGUUUGUGAAAACAAUAGUGAUAUUGUAAAACCUGUAGAAGAAACCUCUCAAAAUAAUUCUGAGACAGAUGGAGAAAAUGAGGAUACUUCACAAAAAUUCUGUAAAAUAAUGUAAUAGAUGCAAAAAGAUAUAAAUUGACUAUUGCAAUAUUCUUGUUUUAAACAAGUGUAUAUUCAUAUUAGUUAAAUAAUACAUUUAAUAUUUUAGCUGUAUUGACUCAGUUAGUCAAAUAAAACUAGGCCCCACAAA